Messenger RNA from Hippoglossus stenolepis (Pacific halibut), 2409 nucleotides. Its product is annotated as Carbohydrate sulfotransferase 1-like. Lineage: Eukaryota; Metazoa; Chordata; Actinopteri; Pleuronectiformes; Pleuronectidae. Gene Ontology annotation, molecular function: N-acetylglucosamine 6-O-sulfotransferase activity; keratan sulfotransferase activity. The record is from RefSeq and is a predicted model, not a curated record. Gene Ontology annotation, biological process: keratan sulfate proteoglycan metabolic process; N-acetylglucosamine metabolic process. The coding region runs from base 472 to 1773 and encodes 433 amino acids. The transcript is spliced from 3 exons.
UGGCUCGUGGUGGGAUGCUGAGAUGAUUGUUGAUGCCUGGAUGGAGCUGGUGACACCCGCCCGCAUGAAUCACGGGGCAUCGCUCGGCUCCUCUCCCGCGUCUGCAAGCAAAUCAAAUAAGUGACGGCAACAGAAAUGUAGGUCCUGGUUUUAUUUACUGCCCGUGCAGAUCACAUGCAUUACCAAGACGUAAAAAAACACGUACCCCCUGCGGCACGAACGCGUAACGCACGGCGAGCCAAUCUCGCAUCCAAUCUGGAGUGUGGGCUCCAGUAGCCUGUGUGGUCUCAGGAGGGCUGAUGCCUCAUCCUCACUCAGCCUCUCGCCUCGCUCCAUCCAUGGCGCAUCUCCAGCCCUGAGAGCACGGAUCCCUCCGCCUCGCCGACGCACACACACGCUCGCAAACUUUUACACAUGCAGGCUGGAGGAGCGGAGCCGCCGGAGCAACCCUGCAGCUGAUGGACAGCGUUGAUGCGUGAAGGAUGUAGAGCCAGAGGGGGGCGCAGGAUGGAGUGUUCCUGGAAGACGGUGCUGCUGCUGGUGUGCGCCUCUCUGGGGGUCCAGUACACGGCCAUCCGCACGCUGAGGGACUCGCUGUCUGGACCCUGCCAGGGAGCUUACCGCUGUCAGACCAGACAUCUCAGAGACUCCAGAUGGAGAGCGCUGUGUGACGACAGUUGGAUUCCCGUGGCGUUGCCUCGGAAACACAUCCUUCUGUUUGCCACCACGCGCAGCGGCUCCUCCUUCACUGGCCAGCUCCUCAACCAGCACCCGGGGGUUUUCUACGUGUUCGAGCCUCUCUACCACGUCCAGCAGGCCUUCACUAAUUCCAGCAGCAGGCUGCGUCGCACCCUGGACCGCCGGUCCCUGCUGGGAGCGUACAGGGACCUCCUCCUCAAUCUCUACACCUGCGACCUUCACUUCAUGGAGAAUUACAUCCGCCCAGAGCCCCAGGACCACGUCACAAGCCUCUUCUUCCGCCGAAGCUCCAGCCACGCCCUCUGUUCUCCUCCCGUGUGCCUGGAAGCAGGAGAUGCGGGGGCCCCUGAGGCGCCUGAUGAAACCUGGUGUCCCAAGAAGUGUGGGGCCUUAAACCUCACUUUAGCUUCAAUGUCGUGUCUGUCAAGAGGACACGUAGCCAUAAAGACUGUGCGGGUCCCUGAGGUGGGGGAUCUGCGGACCCUGACUGAAGAUCCACGCCUGGACCUGAAGAUAAUCCACCUGGUGCGGGACCCCAGAGCCAUCCUCGCCUCCCGCAUGAUGGCGUUUUCAGAUCAGUUCCGCGCUUGGAAAAUAUGGAACGCGACCGGACGGCAACCUCGAUACGUGGACCUGUCGCAGAUCACCAGCACCUGCAAGGACAUGGUUGCCUCUGCAGAAACAGGCCUGCAGAGACCGGCGUGGCUGCGGGGACGCUACUUACUGGUGCGGUACGAGGACCUGGCGUUCAGACCAAAGGACAAGGCCACAGAGAUCUACAGGUUCGCGGGGCUGGAGAUGGAGGACAGGGUGAACAUGUGGAUUGCAAGGAACACCAACAGCAACGUGUCCUCCCCGUCCGACUGGAGCUACAGGUACUCCACCGCCAGAGACUCCAGAGCCACAGCGGAGAGCUGGAGGCUGCGGCUCGGCUUCGACAUCGUGAGGACCGUGCAGAAUCUGUGCAACGACACCCUGGCCCUGCUGGGAUACAGGCGGGUUCACUCCUUAGCAGAGCUCAGAAACUUGUCCCACAGUUUAGUGGAGCACAGGACUUUUCACCCAGUCACAUGAUGGAUGUGGUUAAAGGUUUACAAAAAUGUUAUACGCUCAUUUAUUUAUUUAUCAUUCCGUUUAUGUGUUUAUUCCUUUAUUCUAUUUAUUUAUUUAUGUAUUUAUUUGAUUUAUUCAUUUGACUUAUUCAUUCAUUUUCCUUCUGCACUUUGCCGAUAGAAUGAACGUUUAUUCGCUUAUUAUGGUUUUGCUGAAGAUAUUAAAAGUGCCAAAUUUCAAUUGUGUGUGGUGCUGAUUCAGAAUAAAGUCAACAGUAUACUGCUGUAUGUUUUGAUUGAAAACAUUAUUAGGAUCUCGUUUAUAUAGUGUGGUUUUUCACACACACACACACACACACACACACACACACACACACACACACACACACACACACAACACACACACACACACACACAAGAGUCUCUGUACUAUUUCAGAGCAAAUCUGACCUUUAUCCAGACAAAGCGUAAUGUUCCUGAAGGUGAGACACACAGGAAGCAAAGGGGGGAUUUAUUUGUUAAUAAAAGAAGAAGAAAGUAUAGGCCUUGGCUUCCGAGUGUCUCUAAUGCAUUCUGGUAGAGGAUUAAAAUGUCACAUGUCGUAGGUAGAAUAUGUUUCCUGGUGCAAUCUCCCUCAGAGCAGCUGUGUUUUCUAUGU